Trichogramma pretiosum is the source of this 1008-nucleotide messenger RNA. RefSeq lists its product as uncharacterized. Bases 262 to 843 code for a protein of 193 amino acids. NCBI's taxonomy places the organism in Eukaryota, Metazoa, Arthropoda, Insecta, Hymenoptera, Trichogrammatidae. The transcript has 3 exons. The record is from RefSeq and is a predicted model, not a curated record.
CCGCCCGGUACCCACGGCACUUGUGGAUUUGAUAUGGGAGUAGCGAAUUGGCGCGCAUAAAACUCAGCAAUAACACACAUAUUUCUGUAACCAUCCUACAGAAUCCCGAUUCAGUAUGUGCACUGCUGCUGCUACGGUGCAAGCAAACAACACAAAAACGGCUAAGCCACCGCGAAUGUCUGUGUGUUUACGUGCAAAUUCAUAGUUUCUUUUCUGCUUGUUUACUCAAAAAGUCAACGUUCGAAAUUUCAACUUACCGCGAUGUCAUCACCCGGGAAACAGGAUUCGCCCUCUGGAUCGAAUAAAUUGUUGACGUUCGAAGCUACGAUGUCGAACAUUUUUAACGAAAUCUCAAAAUGCGUCAGUGAAAAUGAAUUCAAAAGUGCUUUCAAGGAUAUGAAGAUAUCAUCAUCCAAUUUGAAAAAAUUGCACAAACUCAUGGAAACUGAUUUAUUUAACAAAAUGAAUGAAGAUUUACAAGAGUUAGUUUCUGAUGAGAGUCUUGUUGAGGGUAUGAGUCAGCUUGAAAAACUAAUUGAAGAAACUCCAUUUCCAAAAGAUGAAAAAUUAUGGAGACCACCAGGAAAUGUAAUACAACAUUUGAAAACACUAGACGCAAAAAAAAUCAUAGACGAAUCUGAAAUCUUAAAAAAGUACAUAGAUGAAAAAAAUAUUGAAAAUGAAAGAAUGAUGGAAGAUCUUAACAUGAAAAGAAAAAAAGUAAAUGUUAUAGGAAAGAAAAUGAAAGAACUACUGAGUCUGGAUCUAUCAGAGUUGAAAGGAAAAAUUGAGUUUAACAGGGAGUGCGUUGAACAAUUAAUUGGCAAAAAAUCUUCUAACUAAUUCAAUCAGAAUUCAAUUUUGCCUGAAGAUCUCUUUCUUCUUGAAGUUUUUGAUCUAAAACUUUUUGAAGUUUAACUUUAUAUUCUUCAUUUCUUUUCUGAGGAAUAAGAAAAUAUAUAACGUGUAAAUAUGUAAAAAUGUGUUUGAAUAUGUCAAUAUCAAGUA